Salvia splendens (bonfire salvia) is the source of this 1871-nucleotide messenger RNA. RefSeq names its product mitochondrial carnitine/acylcarnitine carrier-like protein. The record is from RefSeq and is a predicted model, not a curated record. The coding region runs from base 781 to 1674 and encodes 297 amino acids. Lineage: Eukaryota; Viridiplantae; Streptophyta; Magnoliopsida; Lamiales; Lamiaceae. The transcript has 2 exons. Gene Ontology annotation, molecular function: L-ornithine transmembrane transporter activity. Gene Ontology annotation, biological process: mitochondrial L-ornithine transmembrane transport.
UUGAAUAAUUAGUUUAUUUGUGAUUCAACUAGUCCUACAUCUCUUAGAUUCACUGUAAUCACUGUAAUUCAUUUUUAUUAGGAGCUCCGUUUAUAAUUUUCCACUUUGUAUAGACCGUUUCAUCACAGUAUUUUUGGAUUCUGGAAGAUGACUGCAUCUCAUGUUUGACUAGAAUUUGACGCACAGUCCUAGUUAAAUCGGAAUCUGGAUUCUGUUAUGAUGCUUUUCAUGUUCGAGAUCUGGAUGAUUUUUGCAAUAUAGUUUAUAUUUUCUUUUACAAGUGGGCUAAGUUUGAUUUUCUAUGAGUUUAUUAGAUUAUAAACUUCUUAAAGCUAUUCUCUCAUCGUAAAUUGGGCGGCCACAAAUUAUACACUGAAAAUCUGUGGCUUGGCAUAGAUAAACAUAUUAUUGAACUGGAUCGCUCCCCGAAGUAGAUAAACAUAGUAUCGAACUAGGUAAACAGUUCAUGUGUUCAUCUCUGUUAUAUUUGUGAUUAUUUGAGUUUGUUUCCCAACAUUUGUAAUACAAGUUGAAAUGUUGGUAAGCCAAAUUUUGUGAUGUUUGUGAAAAUGUUGUUCUUAUCCAUAAACAUGAAUUGUUGAAUAUGCAAAUAUUUCUGUUUUGAUGAUUUCUCUGUCAGUGGAGUUGUGGAUUUGUUUGCUAGAGAGUUGGUGGACAGUUAAAUAGUUGUACAAAAUUAUCCAUGCCUAUGGUGGUUUAAAAGAGUAUGUUUGUAUAAACAUGUGUGUUUCUCACUUUCUUGUUACAAGACUUGUGUAGAUGGGUGACGUAGCUAAAGAUCUUACCGCUGGUACCAUUGGAGGGGCUGCACAACUGGUAUGCGGACAUCCAUUCGAUACCAUCAAGGUCAAGCUCCAAAGUCAGCCUGUUCCCCUUCCUGGACAGCUGCCGAAAUAUGCCGGUGCUAUAGAUGCUGUAAAAAAAACAAUAUCUGCUGAAGGUGCGGGGGGUCUGUACAAGGGCAUGGGAGCCCCUCUUGCCACUGUGGCAGCUCUUAAUGCAGUGCUCUUUACAGUCCGAGGUCAGAUGGAAGUGUUACUGAGGUCUGAACCUGGUGCUCCUCUCACAGUGAACCAGCAGGUCGUUUGUGGGGCUGGAGCUGGAGUUGCUGUUUCCCUUCUCGCCUGCCCUACUGAGUUGAUCAAAUGCAGACUACAAGCCCAGAGUGCCCUAGCAACUGUUGGCGCAGGAGCAACUGCUCCGAAGUAUGGUGGCCCAAUGGAUGUUGCGAGACAAGUCCUUCAGUCAGAAGGAGGCGCGAGGGGCUUGUUCAAGGGCUUGGUUCCAACGAUGGCACGAGAGAUACCAGGCAAUGCUGCCAUGUUUGGUGUGUAUGAAGGACUGAAGCAGUAUAUGGCUGGUGGGAGAGACACUUCGGGUCUGGGAAGAGGCUCGCUGAUGCUGGCCGGAGGUCUAGCCGGAGGCGCGUUCUGGCUCGCUGUGUACCCAACGGAUGUUGUGAAGAGCAGUAUUCAGGUGGAUGACUAUAAGAAUCCCAAGUUUUCAGGUUCCAUUGAUGCAUUCAAAAAGAUCUUGAAGGCUGAAGGAGUUAAAGGCCUAUACAAGGGGUUCGGGCCUGCCAUGGCCCGCAGCAUUCCUGCAAAUGCAGCAUGCUUCUUGGCGUAUGAAGUUACCAGGUCUACUUUAGGAUGAUUUGAUGUCUUCUUAAGAGAUUUGAUACCCAUUUUAUCGAUUUAAACCUCAAAAUGAGAUCAAUUUUUGCACUUUGACUGGGUUCUGAAUCCUCUCUGUUAUGCACUAAUUUCUUACCAUUGAAAUAUCAUAUAAGGACAACCCAAUAAAUUUCUCAAAAUUUGUAAAAUUUUAUAUUUUCAGCUUUCUUGAUAGUA